AUGGGGAAAUUAAAAAUUUUGGUCCCUUGCUUGUGCUGGAGGAGCGUGGGAGCUGUUAACCAGCCGAACAAGCGGCGUUCUCGAGGCGCCGUGCCGUGCGAUCAGAUACCUGAAAGGAGGUGUCCCGAGUUGUCAACUCCUCAGGAGCCCGUACGGAAGUUGCAGAAGCCUGAGGAUUGUGGAAUUGCGCAAUCUACCACUGAACUCGAAUCGCCGGAGCAGCAAGCCGGGGCUAGGAUUGUUGCGGAGAAAGGGGCGAACGAACGACCCCUAAAUGCUUUAGCCGAUGCCAAGAAGGGUACGCCAGAUGAUGGGAAUAGCGACCUGCCUUUAGCCGUUUCGUCGUCGACGAAUAAGAAAAAAGAAGAAGGAGAAGUUGAGCACCCCGAGCCACUUGGCAGAAAUUUCAUCGACUCACACACGCCGGUCUUGGGGGAAAGGCUGAAACAUCAGGAAGAAGGCCGCAACACAUCUCAAGAGACAGUGCCAGGAAAUGAUAGCAGAGUUACCUCCUCCCCAAUUUCCUUCAUGUGCCUGACUUCCGCCAGUGGUUUAGAAGAGGACCAUCGAACAGUCGAUUCUAUCCCUUCUGUUCCCGGGGCUCAACAAAAAGAAAAGGAGAUAGCAAACAAAAAGGAUCAACAAGCGGAAACAUGCUGCUCCUCCACUGGACAGACAGUGGGCUUGGGUACGGAACCAAAUUGUGAAGAUCAUCAAACAAUUUCUCCGACACUUGCCUUCAAGGGAACCCAGAGAGAUAAUGAUGAAACGCACCUCGCAAAUGCAGCAAACGCAAUACGGAAGGAACAUAAUGCGGACAUACGCCUGUCCACUGACUACAUAGUGGAUCAGGAAGCGCGGCCAAAUACAGCAUUUGCUGAAUCCUUGGGCGACAGGAAAGAACCAAAGGCAAAUUCCAGAAAAAAGAAAAGGAAGUCUUGUCGGAAUAAGACUAGCCAAAUUCACAACGAAGUGGAACCAAGGAAUAUUGCUGGCACAGGCAGGGAGCCUGUCGCAGCCGCAGACAGCGCUGUGGCUGAUGGUGAUCCUUUGGAUCAUGGUUUACUGAGUAAGGAGCCAGCAGGGGAGUCGCUGAGUCCUCAAGAUCCAAGCAAGCAAACGGAUGAUGCAAAAUCUGUGCGAAAACAUAGGAAGAAGAAGAUGAGCAAGGCGAAGGGAAAGAGGCGGCAUGGGAGAACGGGCAGACGCUAA
Molecule: messenger RNA, 1212 nt
Organism: Eimeria acervulina
Lineage: Eukaryota; Apicomplexa; Conoidasida; Eucoccidiorida; Eimeriidae
Exons: 1
Coding region: 1-1212 (403 amino acids)
Source: RefSeq, a predicted model, not a curated record